Messenger RNA from Haemonchus placei, 624 nucleotides. The record is from the annotation of a GenBank genome assembly. Lineage: Eukaryota; Metazoa; Nematoda; Chromadorea; Rhabditida; Trichostrongylidae.
AUGGAGUACAACUUCAUCGGCGACGACUUCGGUCCUCUUUUUCAUUACCAGUUCAGAGUUAUCCUCAUUGGUGACUCUUCAGUUGGCAAAUCUAGUCUACUGAGAUAUUUUACUGAAGGGAAAAUCGCCGAAAUUAGUGAUCCAACUGUUGGUGUUGACUUCUAUGCUUGUAUGAUCGAAUCCAUCACAAGGUCGUACUAUCGCAAUUCGGUUGGUGUAAUGCUGGUUUACGACAUUUCGAAUCGAGCUAGUUUUGAGAAUAUCAACGGAUGGCUCCAUGAAGCGGAAGCUAAUAUGGGUGGUCCAAACCCUUCUAAAUGUGUUUUCCUGCUUAUCGGACACAAAUCCGACAACCAGUGUGAAAGACGUGUAGAUUAUGAAGAAGGUGAAUACUUCGCUAAGUAUCACAAAAUGAAGUUCAUUGAGACAUCUGCCAUUACUGGGAAAAACGUUUAUGAUGCUUUUCUUAUGAUGGCUCAAGAGAUUUAUAAACGGGUUGAAGAAGGAAGUCUCCGUCCCACCGACGGAUGGGAAGGUGUGAAAGGCGGCUUGAUGAGAAGCCAAUCAAUAUGCCUUUCCGAAACAGAUCUAACCCCCAGGGAUCACUCCUCAUGCUCAUGUUAG